Molecule: messenger RNA, 1790 nt
Organism: Prunus persica (peach)
Lineage: Eukaryota; Viridiplantae; Streptophyta; Magnoliopsida; Rosales; Rosaceae
Product: serine/threonine-protein kinase SAPK3
Exons: 9
Coding region: 536-1555 (339 amino acids)
Biological process (GO): protein phosphorylation; intracellular signal transduction
Molecular function (GO): ATP binding; protein serine/threonine kinase activity
Source: RefSeq, a predicted model, not a curated record
AAGAGCUUAAACCUACGCACCCCUCACCUUCUUCACAAACAUAAAACACAUGGAAGGAAAGCUUUACAAUGUCAGAGUCAAAGUUCGUAAUGUUGAUGAGCGACACUUAGAAGGGACCUCUUGUAUGUCAAUACGUGUCUUUUAAUUCUCUCAUAAAAACAAAUCACUCUCUUGGAUUUCAAAAUAAUCCAUUUUGAUAUUUUCUUCUUCUUCUUGUUUUUUUUACUAUAAACAAUGACUUGCUGCGCCAUUUAAAAUUAAAUUCAGUUGCUUGGUUUGAAGACUUUUUGGACCAAACGGGAAGGGUUGGGUUGGUUUGAGGUUUGCCUUGUUAUUUUGUAGCAGCUCCUUGCUCUUUUUGACGCGUGGUCUUCUCGCUUUGAAACAAUCUUUCUCUCAAUUUUCUAAUCUGGGUCUGCUUUCUUAUCUCCACCUGAAGCUAUAUUUUUUUUCAUUUUGGGUUUCUUGUCUCUCUCUCUCUCUCUCUGCUGGAGAUAUUUUGUGCUUCAUUUCUUGUUUGGUGAGUUGGGUUGGGAUGGAGGAGAGGUAUGAGGCAAUGAAGGAUCUUGGUUCUGGGAAUUUUGGAGUGGCAAGGCUGGUCAGAGAUAAGAAGACCAAGGAGCUUGUUGCAGUCAAAUACAUAGAAAGGGGAAAGAAGAUUGAUGAGAAUGUUCAGAGGGAAAUCAUAAAUCACAGGUCCCUGAGGCAUCCAAAUAUUGUCAGGUUCAAAGAGGUCUUGCUGACUCCAAGUCAUUUAGCUAUUGUCAUGGAAUAUGCAGCUGGUGGUGAACUUUUUGAGAGGAUCUGCAGUGCUGGUAGAUUUAGCGAAGAUGAGGCAAGAUUUUUCUUCCAGCAGCUGAUAUCUGGAGUCAGCUACUGUCAUUCCAUGGAAAUUUGUCACAGGGAUCUGAAACUGGAAAAUACACUCUUAGAUGGAAGUGCAACACCACGUCUUAAAAUUUGCGACUUUGGAUACUCCAAGUCUGCUCUGUUGCACUCACAACCAAAAUCAACAGUUGGAACGCCUGCAUACAUUGCUCCAGAGGUUCUAUCACGGAAGGAAUAUGACGGAAAGAUUGCGGAUGUUUGGUCCUGUGGUGUGACGCUAUACGUGAUGUUGGUAGGAGCAUAUCCUUUUGAGGAUCCUGAAGAUCCUAGAAAUUUUCGUAAGACCAUCGAGAGAAUUAUGAGUGUUCAGUACUCCAUACCCGACUAUGUACGUGUUUCUGCAGGCUGCAAGCAGCUACUUUCUCGUAUUUUUGUUGCCAACCCUUCCAAGAGGAUCACUCUUCCUGAGAUAAAACAGCACCCUUGGUUUCUGAAAAAUCUGCCAAAAGAGCUCAUUGAGGCUGAGAAAACAAACUAUGCGGCAGUGGAGCGAGACCAACUACAGAGAAUUGAAGAAAUAAAUAGGAUCAUAGAUGAGGCAAGGACACCAGGGCAAGGAUCCAAAGCAGGCGGCCUAGCUGUUGCCGGGCCAUCCGACUCUGAUGAUGUAGAGGCUGAUUUGGACUCCGAAGUCGAUGUCAGUGGUGACUUUGCAGUCCCUCCAUAAGCAUUUGGAGUUUGUUUACACAAAGCAGUACUUUGUUUACACAAAGCAGUACUUUGUUUGAACAUUUAUGAUGUUGUUCACAUUGUAUGGUAGACUUUAUGCUAUACACAUUUGUACAAAUAAUUUGACCAUAUUGAUCUGGGGAUUGAGGUAUUUUUACAUUGUAUCUAGAUUGUACCGGAACAUGUUUUGAUCCUUAAUGUGAUUUUUUAUGUACUUCAAGUACUUAACUGCA